Messenger RNA from Patiria miniata (bat star), 1132 nucleotides. RefSeq names its product C-type lectin lectoxin-Lio2-like. The record is from RefSeq and is a predicted model, not a curated record. Gene Ontology annotation, molecular function: signaling receptor activity. The transcript has a single exon. Bases 278 to 1000 code for a protein of 240 amino acids. Lineage: Eukaryota; Metazoa; Echinodermata; Asteroidea; Valvatida; Asterinidae.
AAUUACUCUUGGAGUUGACGUGAUCGAUUUUCUCCUCACGAGACGAUACGUGGCAUAUUUUUCACUUGCGUAGAGGACAAUUGAGGUUUAAAUGCUCAGAACUCGUCACGGUGUAUCAUAGUCCAUGAAUGUUGUGAAACUGUCCUGAAAAGUUAUCUCCACCGGAAAGACACUGAUUUCUCCUAGAACGCGGGAGCGCUUUCAGAAACAUUAUCCGUAAAAAGAGCAACCCAUCUGCACGGGAUUUACAAUUCUCAUCACGAGUGAGCUUAGAGAGAUGGGAAAAGCUGUAGCGUAUUUCUUGGUGGUGGUCAUCGGUGUCGGGGCAGAAACCAUCUGUCGAGAUCAGAGAUGGUUUCGAGACUCCCGUUACUGCCUCAUAGAUGAGCAGAUGCCGUGGCAGAACGGCUUCACAAUCUGCUCAGACAUGGGCGGUGGCUUGGCGAUACCUGACUCAAUGGAGGAGCAACAGUUCAUCUGGGAGAUGUUCACAGACACGAUCUCCACGGAAGAUGUUUGGAUCGGCUGCAUAUUCAAGAAUGACCAAUGGGUGUACCCUGGCGAGGGAGGCCAGGUGUGUCAGUACACCAACUGGGCACCAAACGAGCCGAUACAGAAUGAUGGGUGCGUACAUCUGUGGCGUAGUCAUGCCGGCGAGUGGAAUGACCUUCCGUGCUCUUGGUCUCAAUUCGUGAUCUGUGAGAUUCCUACUGUUCCACCGGUUACCCCGCGGAUGUCUUGCAUGCAAGCGCAUGCUUACAUGUACGUACGCCUCCCAACCCACUGCCUGACCGGUCACGUCAUCAAGGAGUUUCCCGUCAAGGGUGCCAUCGCCUGUGGUUCGGCGUGCCGGGACGAGCCUCGAUGCCGCUCCUUUCAACUGCGUCGGCGCAGCCCCGGAGAAAUAAUCUGCCAGUUGAAUGACAUCAAUCGCUACCAAGCACAUGAAAAAGACAUCAAACUGGACAGUGCUUGCGAUUAUUUCAAUAUGACUGUCUAAUAAAAUGCAGCUUGUUAGUUGAAGACAACUGUAGACUACAAUCAUCAAAAGGACAUGAUGGGAAAGCGUCAAAAAAUCGCGUCAUGUGUGAAUUUUGGUUUUAACACCUCACUAUCGUAAAAAAAAACUUAU